This is a messenger RNA of Nicrophorus vespilloides, 417 nucleotides long. RefSeq names its product pheromone-binding protein-related protein 6-like. The transcript is spliced from 5 exons. Bases 123 to 347 code for a protein of 74 amino acids. Gene Ontology annotation, molecular function: odorant binding. NCBI's taxonomy places the organism in Eukaryota, Metazoa, Arthropoda, Insecta, Coleoptera, Silphidae. The record is from RefSeq and is a predicted model, not a curated record.
UUCCUUCCUGCUUCAAAACCGUCGCCAAAGUGAUAAGAACAUCGUGUCUUGCAGAAAGCGGUGUUGAUAUUGACGUUUUGGAAGGAUUAGCUGAUGGGAAAUUUGUCGAGGACAGGGCUCUGAUGUGUUACUUGAAGUGUUGGUGGGCAAAAAUGGGAGUGAUAAAAGCUGAUGGCACUGUCGAUUAUAAAAAACUGAUCAAUGCCAUUCCUGAAAACAUCAGACCACCUUAUGCAUCGAAUAUUAAGGCAUGCAAAGAUACAGUUGGUUCAGAUGUCUGCGAAACAGUUUUCUUGUUUAAUAAAUGCUUGUUCCAAGUAAAACCCCAGGAAUAUUUCUAUUUCUAAAUAAUAAAUGUAAAACGACAAUGUAUUGAUUAUGAUCACCUGGAAUUAUAUAGUAGAAUAGUAAAGCAAU